AGUCACACCCACUAAAGGAGGUGUGGCCGUGGCUAACAGCAGCAACCCAAUGAGCAGCAUGAGCAGUGACAGGAGCAAGUCUUAUUACAACAGGAGGAGAGGAACCAGUCCGUUGGUCAGCACUGGAGUCAGAAGUAGACUGGAGUAUAACUCACCUCCUCAGCAACUCUUACGAGCUGGUUCUUUUAGGGGCCAUACUCCAGUUACCAAUAGGUCUCCAUUGUCUCUUGUUAAUUACCACAUGUCAAGACAAGAUCCUUCCUUCAUUGACAGUUCCUCAAUGGCUGAGCCUAACCUCAAUAAGGAAUCAAUGGUCAUGUCUUCCCUGGCUCGCUCUACGGUUCGUUCCUUUAGAGACAAGAGGACCAGUAUUGUUGAAUUGGCAUUGAAAGGACAAAGAGGAGGAGGAGGAGGAGGAGGUCAUUCCCACUACAGCACAGCAACAAGACUAAUCAACCAGUCAAGGAUACAAGAGACUCCACGAGUAGUUCCUGACACCACUUCACAUGAAAAAGUUGAAAUUGAAAGUGAAAGUGUCUGCUCUACACAAUCUGUUGUGGCAGCUCUUAAGUCAAAGAGGAAGAGAUGGUGGACAAUGGAUCAUGAUUAUGUUCAGGCAUCACAAUUAGUACCUAAGCGACAAAAGGUGGAUUAUAAAGGUUUGACCACACCCCCUGUGAUUCCAUCCAGUGACCAAUUGCCAUCGUCCAGCCCACUGGCUAAGAAGAGACCUCCUGUCCAACCAGCCACUAGCAGCAGCAAAAGGAAUACCUCAAAGAUAUUACUCCCUGACCUUGAAUUUGAUCUAGUUCCUUCAGUGGAAACUACUCUAUUUAAUGCCCACCCAGAGGAGGAGGAUGUAGUGAAGGAUAAAGAAGUGAUAGACAUAAAAUUAAAACGAGAAGCCACAGUUAAAUUACAAGAUACAUUUUUGACAGCAGUGUACCCCUCACCUUCAAGAGAUCAGUCAGUAGUUAGGAAGGAGUGUCCCAUUCUCUGUGGCACUGGAUAUGUUCCUAAUAUAACUUUGUUUUCUGAUGAUUCUAUAACCAAAGACUCAAUACUUAAAGACAGGGAGGAUUCUGAUGAAAGAAUAAGAACAUUAUUAACGUCCAAUGAUGAGCCAAGUGAAUCCACAGUUGACCUCCCUUCCAGCAGGGCCAGCAGUGUUACACACUCGACUAGUAACUCCAAUGUACUGACAACCACACAACCUGUUAACACUACUGCCUCAAAUACCAGCACUACAAUACUUCCAAAAAUAACACAGCAACAAAGUAAUACUCUGGUAGAUUUUUCAGUAAAGGAAGCUUCCAAUAACUCAACUAAAACAACUGAAACACAAUCCGGCCUGCAGUUAACAGGAACCAAUCAAUCCGGCCUGCAGUUAACAGGAACCAAUCAAUCCGGCCUGCAGUUAACAGGAACCAAUCAAUCCGGCCUGCAGUUGACAGGAACUAAUCAAUCCGGCCUGCAGUUGACAGGAACCAAUCAAUCCGGCCUACAGUUAACAGGAACCAAUCAAUCUGGUCUGCAGUUAACUAGAACCAAUCAAUCUGGUGUACCGUUAACUAGAACUAAUCAAUCUGGCCUGCAAUUAACUGGAACCAAUCAAUCUGGCCUGAAGUUAACAGGAACCAAUCAAUCUGGCAUACAGUUAUCUGGAACCAAUCAAUCCGGCCUGCAAUUAACUGGAACCAAUCAAUCCGGCCUGCAAUUAACUGGAACCAAUCAAUCUGGUGUACCAUUUACUGGAACCAAUCAAUCCGGCCUGCAAUUAACAGGAACCAAUCAAUCCGGCCUGCAAUUUGCAGGAACCAAUCAAUCUGGCCUGCAGUUAACUGGAACCAAUCAAUCUGGUGUACCAUUGACUGGAACCAAUCAAACUGGCCUGCAGUUAACUGGAACCAAUCAAUUUGGCCUGCAGUUAACAGGAACCAAUCAAUCUGGUGUACCAUUUACUGGAACCAAUCAAUCCGGCCUGCAAUUAACAGGAACCAAUCAAUCCGGCCUGCAAUUAACAGGAACCAAUCAACCUGGCCUGCAGUUAACUGGAACCAAUCAAACUGGCCUGCAGUUAACUGGAACCAAUCAAUCUCGCCUGCAGUUAACAGGAACCAAUCAAUCUGGUGUACCAUUUACUGGAACCAAUCAAUCCAGCCUGCAAUUAACAGGAACCAAUCAAUCUGGUGUACCAUUGACUGGAACCAAUCAAACUGGCCUGCAGUUAACUGGAACCAAUCAAUCUGGCCUGCAGUUAACUGGAACCAAUCAAUCUGGUGUACCAUUGACUGGAACCAAUCAAACUGGCCUGCAGUUAACUGGAACCAAUCAAUCUGGUGUACCCUUUACUGGAACCAAUCAAUCUGGCCUGCAGUUAACAGGAACCAAUCAAUCUGGUGUACCCUUUACUGGAACCAAUCAAUCUGGCCUGCAGUUAACAGGAACCAAUCAAUCUGGUGUACCAUUUCCUGGAACCAAUCAAUCUGGCCUGCAGUUAACAGGAACCAAUCAAUCCGGCCUGCAGUUAACAGGAACCAAUCAAUCUGGCCUGCAGUUAACUGGAACCAAUCAAUCUGGUGUACCCUUUACUGGAACCAAUCAAUCCGGCCUGCAAUUAACAGGAACCAAUCAAUCCGGCCUGCAGUUAACUGGAACCAAUCAAUCUGGUGUACCCUUUACUGGAACCAAUCAAUCCGGCCUGCAAUUAACAGGAACCAAUCAAUCUGGCCUGCAGUUAACUGGAACCAAUCAAUCUGGUGUACCAUUGACUGGAACCAAUCAAACUGGCCUGCAGUUAACUGGAACCAAUCAAUCUGGCUUGCAGUUAACAGGAAUCAAUCAAUCUGGUGUACCAUUUCCUGGAACCAAUCAAUCUGGCCUGCAGUUAACAGGAACGAAUCAAUCCGGCCUGCAGUUAACAGGAAUCAAUCAAUCUGGUGUACCAUUUCCUGGAACCAAUCAAUCUGGCCUGCAGUUAACCAGUCAAUCUGGACUACAGUUUGGAGUAACCAAAUCAACCAAUCCGCACUUUGGCACCAAUCGAACACCAAAUGUUAAUUUCAGUAUAAGUUCUGCAGUUUCAAGCACCUCACAGCAGGGGUCUAUCUUUAGUUUUGGUUCUCAAAGUAAACCAAGUGCAGCUUUUAGUUUUGGAUCAGGGCCCACCACUGGGGGUUCUCAACAACAAUCAAUCUUUAGUUUUGGACAGUCGAAUACUGCCCCCUCAUUGUUUGGUAACUCUCAGCAAGUACUUCCAGGGACACAAGGAAAGUUCAGCUUUAAUGCUGGGGGGUCCCAGACUGGUAUUAAUUUUGGUAAUACUGGUUCUGGACAGCAUACAAUGCCACCAGGGGAUAAAGCCACACCUCAAAAACCAUUUCUUUUUGGUGGGCAAUCCUCUAAUGCUUCUCCAUCAUUUACAUUUAACAGUUCUGCAAGUAGCCCUGCUCUUGGAUCAUUUUCAGGAGGUGCCAGCGGCACUGGGUUCUCAACUGGCUCUAGCAAAGGACCUAACGCUAGAAGAAGGACUAAUAACAGGAGGAGGUGACCUUAAUAAUUAAUUAAUUAAUUAAUAUUUUUUGAAUUAAAAGUGAUCAAUUGUUCGAGUAUGUAAUGCUUUCUUGAGAUAGUUUGACAAUUGUCUCCACAUUA
Molecule: messenger RNA, 3654 nt
Organism: Amphimedon queenslandica
Lineage: Eukaryota; Metazoa; Porifera; Demospongiae; Haplosclerida; Niphatidae
Product: mucin-19-like
Exons: 7
Coding region: 50-3550 (1166 amino acids)
Source: RefSeq, a predicted model, not a curated record